Molecule: messenger RNA, 4059 nt
Organism: Parathielavia appendiculata
Lineage: Eukaryota; Fungi; Ascomycota; Sordariomycetes; Sordariales; Chaetomiaceae
Product: phospholipid-translocating P-type ATPase
Exons: 3
Coding region: 1-4059 (1352 amino acids)
Biological process (GO): post-Golgi vesicle-mediated transport; phospholipid translocation; endocytic recycling
Cellular component (GO): plasma membrane
Molecular function (GO): ATP hydrolysis activity; ATP binding; ATPase-coupled intramembrane lipid carrier activity
Source: RefSeq, a predicted model, not a curated record
AUGACCGGCCGACCGCCUCCCGGAGGCUCCGCAACCUCCAAGAAUAACGAUCUGCUUCUCGAUCUUGACAACGACCAACCCGUCUAUAGCACAGGCCAGCGCUCGACUCUGACCGAUGACGACCUCCUCCACUCCUACGCCUACGAUCAGGAUGGUGCGCCAUCGCGUCCUUCUGUGUCCUACGAUGAUUUCGUUGGUUCCGGACAGCCAAGACAACCCGCCGGCAGGCCAUCAGCUGCCGGGCAAUCGAGUACCGCGUCGCGUCCGGUAGGGCCUUACGGCCCCGAGAUCGAUCGUCAGUACAGCCAAACAUCCGACCUGGGCAACUACCAAAGAUAUGCCGACGACUUCGAUGACUACCCGGACGAUGGCGGGUCAUAUUACCAGCACGGGGGUGCCAUGGCUGGGGGCGACCCGUCGUCGUCAGCGCAUGGCAACGCAAGGAUACGGAACAGUGUUCUGAGCCUAGGCGGCGGCUUUCUUGGGAGGGUAAAAAACAGGCUGGGAAUGGGCCAGGGAUACUCGGAGAUGGACCUCCCACUGACAGACCCACGAGCCGCCCGGACAGACAGCGCCGAGAUACCACCGCCAAAGGAGAAGAAGUUCGACAUGGGCAAUUUCAAGUUUGGCUUUGGGCGAGCAAAGCCCGAUCCCUCCACGCUUGGGCCCCGCAUCAUCCACCUCAACAACCCGCCUGCGAACGCCGCCAACAAGUACGUCGACAACCAUGUCUCCACGGCCAAGUACAACGUCGUCACCUUCCUCCCCAAGUUCCUCUUCGAGCAGUUUUCAAAGUUCGCCAACAUCUUCUUCUUGUUCACUGCUGGGUUGCAGCAAAUCCCGGGGCUCUCGCCUACCAACCAGUACACCACCAUCGGUCCGCUUAUUGUCGUGCUCAUGGUCUCGGCAGGUAAGGAGUUGGUGGAAGAUUAUCGGCGGAAACAGGCCGACAAGGCACUCAACAUGUCUAAGGCCCGCGUCCUGCGCGGCUCCACCUUCACCGAGACAAAAUGGAUCAAUCUAGCGGUCGGGGAUAUCGUUCGAGUCGAGUCUGAAGAGCCAUUUCCCGCUGACCUGGUACUUUUGGCUAGCUCGGAGCCCGAGGGUCUGUGCUAUAUCGAGACAGCCAACUUGGACGGCGAGACCAACCUCAAAAUCAAGCAGGCUCUGCCCGAAACCUCGUCCAUGGUGAGCUCGACCGAGCUCAGCCGGCUGGGGGGCAGGAUUCGAUCCGAGCAGCCGAACAGCAGCCUGUACACGUACGAAGCCACUCUGACGAUGCAGGCUGGCGGAGGAGAAAAGGAGCUGCCCCUGAAUCCGGAGCAGCUGCUCCUCCGUGGUGCAACCUUGCGGAAUACCCCGUGGAUUCAUGGCGUGGUUGUAUUCACCGGUCACGAGACGAAGCUGAUGCGGAAUGCGACGGCAGCACCCAUCAAGCGGACCAAGGUUGAGAGGCAGCUCAACAAACUCGUCCUGAUGCUGGUCGGUAUGCUGUUGGUGCUCAGCGUCAUCUCGACCGUCGGCGACCUGGUCACGCGGGGUGUCUCGGGCGGCUCUCUCAACUACCUCGCCUUGGACAGGCUAGAUGGUGCCGCUGCCGUCGCUCGCAUCUUUAUCAAGGACAUGGUCACUUACUGGGUGCUUUUCUCUGCGCUGGUCCCCAUCUCGCUUUUCGUAACCCUCGAAUUGGUCAAGUAUUGGCAUGGCAUUCUGAUCAACGACGACCUGGAUAUCUACUACGAAGCCACCGACACGCCUGCAAACUGCCGCACUUCCAGCUUGGUGGAGGAGCUGGGAAUGGUUGAAUACGUCUUCUCGGACAAGACUGGGACCCUUACCUGCAACAUGAUGGAAUUCAAGGCGUGUUCGAUUGCCGGUAUCAUGUACGCCGAGACUGUGCCGGAGGACCGCGUUCCGACGAUCGAGGACGGCGUGGAGGUUGGAAUCCACGAGUUCAAGCAGCUGAAGGAGAACCUGAAGGGCCACGCAACUGCCCAAGCCAUCGACCACUUCGUCACGCUGCUUGCCAUCUGCCACACCGUUAUUCCCGAGCAGGAAGAGUCGGGGAGUAUCAAGUACCAGGCCGCUUCGCCCGACGAGGGAGCCCUUGUUGAAGGUGCUGUGCAACUCGGCUACAGAUUCGUCGCGCGCAAGCCUCGUGCUGUCAUUGUCGAGGUCAACGGCGAGCAACUCGAGUACGAACUCCUAGCAGUUUGCGAAUUCAACUCGACCCGGAAGAGGAUGUCUACCAUCUAUCGCUGCCCCGACGGCAAGAUUCGGUGCUAUUGCAAGGGCGCAGACACGGUGAUCCUGGAGCGCCUGAAUGAUAGCAACCCGCACGUCGAUGUCACCCUUCGUCAUCUCGAAGAAUACGCCUCCGAAGGCCUGCGGACGCUCUGCUUGGCCAUGCGCGAGAUUCCCGAGCAUGAGUUCCAGGAAUGGUAUCAGGUCUACGAAAAGGCGCAGACGACUGUGGGCGGGAAUCGUGCCGAGGAGUUGGACAAGGCUGCCGAAAUCAUCGAGCAUGACUUUUACCUCUUGGGCGCUACCGCCAUCGAGGACCGACUCCAGGACGGUGUGCCCGAGACGAUCCAUACGCUUCAGGAAGCCGGUAUCAAGGUUUGGGUCCUGACUGGCGACAGACAAGAGACUGCCAUUAACAUUGGCAUGAGCUGUAAGCUCCUCAGCGAGGACAUGAUGCUUCUGAUCGUCAACGAGGAGAAUGCCGAAGCGACAAGAGACAACUUGCAGAAGAAGCUGGAUGCUAUCCGGAAUCAGGGCGAUGCGACCAUCGAGAUGGGCACUUUGGCUCUCGUGAUUGACGGAAAGUCGUUGACGUACGCGCUGGAGAAGGAUUUGGAAAAGCUCUUCCUGGACCUUGCCGUGAAGUGCAAGGCUGUCAUCUGCUGCCGCGUGUCACCGCUGCAGAAGGCAAUGGUGGUGAAGCUGGUCAAGAAGUACCAGAAGGAGUCGAUUUCGCUCGCUAUCGGGGACGGGGCGAACGAUGUCUCGAUGAUUCAGGCCGCCCACAUUGGUAUCGGCAUUAGCGGUGUGGAAGGUCUCCAAGCCGCCCGAAGCGCAGACGUCUCGAUCGCCCAAUUUCGCUUCCUCCGCAAGCUGCUUCUUGUCCACGGAGCUUGGAGUUACCACCGGGUCGCCAAGGCGAUUUUGUUCUCGUUCUACAAGAACAUUACGCUCUAUCUGACACAGUUUUGGUACGUGUUCCAAAACGUCUUUUCUGGCGAAGUCAUCUACGAGUCCUGGACGCUCUCCUUCUACAACGUCUUUUACACCGUGCUUCCUCCUCUGGUCCUGGGUAUCUUGGACCAAUUCGUAUCGGCCCGCCUGCUCGACCGCUACCCGCAGCUGUACUCGCUCGGUCAAAACAACAGCUUCUUCCGGAUCCGGGUGUUCACCUCGUGGAUUCUCAAUGCUGUCUAUCACUCCAUCAUCCUCUACAUUGGCGGCUCCCUCUUCUACAUUUACGACGGCGUCCAAAGCGACAGCAUCCCGGCUGGGAAGUGGGUCUGGGGGACGGCCAUGUACGGUGCGGUCCUGUUGACAGUCCUCGGCAAGGCUGCUCUCGUCACCAACAACUGGACAAAGUACCACGUCAUUGCCAUCCCCGGCAGCAUGGCCAUCUGGAUUGUGUUCAUUGCUGUCUACGGAACCGUUGCCCCCAAGCUGCACUUCUCGACCGAGUACUUUGGUGUGGUCCCGCGGCUGUUCACCAGCCCUUCCUUCUGGCUCCAGCUGCCGACGCUGGCGGUCCUGUGUCUGGCGAGGGAUUUUGCCUGGAAGUUUAGCAAGCGGCUGUGGCGUCCCGAGCCGUAUCACCAUGUGCAGGAGAUCCAGAAGUAUAACAUCCAGGAUUACAGGCCGAGGAUGGAGCAAUUCCAGAAGGCCAUCCGCAAGGUCAGGCAGGUGCAGCGUAUGCGCAAGCAGCGCGGAUAUGCCUUCUCGCAGGCAGAUGAGUCGCAGACCCGGGUUCUGCAGGCGUAUGACACGACGCAGCAUCGUGGGCGGUAUGGUGAGAUGGCGAGCUCGAGGCCGCAUUAG